GAUAUUUUCUUAGUCCCAAUUCUGGAACGUUAGACCAUUCAAAACCAUUUCGUUUCCCUUCUUCCCCACUCCACUUUUUGACUACAUUAAUUCACUCAUUUUCUCCCGUUUCACACACUAUAAUAAACCCCACGAUCUCCAUUUUCAGUUCACCAUAUCAAAUUCAAACAAAUUUCACAAUGCAUAAGACUCCUUCAGCAUCCGCACUUGGCCCUGACGGCCUAGAUUUAUCAAAAAUCUUUUUCAAACCGAUCCACAACGCAUCUCCACCUUCUCCCACGAAGCGCCGCACCAAAAUCUCAGUCAUCGGCACCGGAAAUGUCGGCAUGGCGAUUGCCCAGACCAUCCUCACCCAAGACUUAACCGACGAGCUCGUCCUCGUCGACGUUAAUGCCGACAAGCUCCGUGGAGAAAUGCUCGACUUACAGCACGCGGCCGCUUUUCUUCCCCGUACGAAAAUCCUUGCUUCAACUGAUUACUCUGUGACCGUCGGAUCUGAUCUGUGUAUUGUCACUGCUGGGGCCCGCCAGAUCGUGGGUCAGUCUCGGUUGGAUUUGUUGCAUAGGAAUGUGUCUCUGUUUAAGAAUAUUAUACCGCCGCUUGCUAAACACUCACCUGAUUGUAUUUUGAUGAUCGUUUCGAAUCCGGUUGAUGUGUUGACUUUUAUUGCUUGGAAGCUUUCUGGAUUCUCUUCGAAUCGGGUUAUUGGAUCGGGAACUAAUUUGGAUAGUUCUAGGUUUCGGUUCUUGAUUGCUGAUCAUCUUGAUGUCAAUGCCCAGGAUGUGCAGGCCUAUAUUGUUGGAGAGCAUGGUGAUAGUUCAGUGGCACUAUGGUCAAGCAUAAGUGUAGGAGGGGUGCCAAUACUGAGCUUUUUAGACAAGCAGGCUAUUGUGUAUGAGAAGGAGACACUUGAGAACAUUCACAAGGCAGUUGUGGACAGUGCUUAUGAAGUGAUUCGUUUAAAGGGCUACACAUCAUGGGCAAUUGGCUACUCUGCAGCUAACUUGGCUCGGUCUUUACUUCGAGACCAGAGGAAAAUCCACCCUGUUUCUGUUCUUGCUAAGGGGUUUUACGGCAUUGAUGGCGGGGAUGUGUUCUUGAGCUUGCCGGCUCAACUUGGUCGAGGCGGAGUUUUGGGUGUGACGAAUGUGCAUUUGACGGAUGAAGAGGCGCAGCGGCUCAGGGACUCGGCUAAGACCUUGCUAGAAAUGCAAAGCCAAUUGGAAUUAUAAGUGAUGGAUCCGGUUUAAGAUUCGAUAGUCCGAGUCCUUGCGUUAUGGACCUUAUGGUAUAAGCUGUAGAAAUAACAAGUUAGAAUGGAUUUUGAGGUUUAUCCGGAAAGUCCAUUCCGAACUUAAUAAGUGGUCGAAAUAUCAAUUUUAGCAGUUACUUAUGCUGCUUGUUAAUUUGUUUAGUUCUUCAUCAGAUGUAUGGCGGCUUACUUCUUGUUCCAUUGUCUGCCUUAUGUAAAUAUGAAAUUUAAAUUAACUGAGAUUUGAAUUGCCCC
Messenger RNA from Mercurialis annua (annual mercury), 1507 nucleotides. RefSeq names its product L-lactate dehydrogenase A-like. Bases 180 to 1232 code for a protein of 350 amino acids. The transcript is spliced from 2 exons. The record is from RefSeq and is a predicted model, not a curated record. NCBI's taxonomy places the organism in Eukaryota, Viridiplantae, Streptophyta, Magnoliopsida, Malpighiales, Euphorbiaceae. Gene Ontology annotation, biological process: carboxylic acid metabolic process. Gene Ontology annotation, molecular function: L-lactate dehydrogenase (NAD+) activity. Gene Ontology annotation, cellular component: cytoplasm.